Sphaeramia orbicularis (orbiculate cardinalfish) is the source of this 4054-nucleotide messenger RNA. It is a transcript of the gene syncrip, whose product is annotated as synaptotagmin binding, cytoplasmic RNA interacting protein. Gene Ontology annotation, molecular function: RNA binding. The record is from RefSeq and is a predicted model, not a curated record. Bases 144 to 2009 code for a protein of 621 amino acids. Lineage: Eukaryota; Metazoa; Chordata; Actinopteri; Kurtiformes; Apogonidae. The transcript has 11 exons.
GAGCUCGCGACGUUACGUAGCCGCCAUUUUGUUUCACCGGGAGUAAAGAAAUUAAUCAGGAAAGCACCGGGGUGAAUAUUUUCCUUUAUUUGAAGCACCUUCAUCACGACAAAACAGCAUCGUGCACUCAAGUUUAAAUUCGCAUGAUGUCUGAAGAUAUGGCCACAGAUCACGUUAACGGGAACGGUACAGAGGAGCCCAUGGACACUACAGCGGAGGUUACCCACUCAGAACAUUUCCAGGCUCUACUGGAGGCUGGUUUACCUCAAAAAGUUGCUGAAAAGCUAGAUGAACUUUACGUAGCAGGCCUGGUAGCACAUAGCGAUCUAGAUGAACGGGCCAUCGAAGCUUUGAAAGAAUUUAAUGAAGAGGGGGCCCUGCAAGUGCUGGUCCAGUUUAAAGAGAGUGAUUUAUCACAUGUGCAAAACAAAAGUGCCUUUCUCUGUGGGGUAAUGAAGACUUACAGGCAGAGGGAGAAACAAGGGACUAAAGUUUCAGAUUCCACUAAAGGACCAGACGAGGCUAAAAUCAAAGAACUCCUGGACAGAACCGACUAUACCCUCGAUGUAACAACAGGCCAGCGAAAGUAUGGUGGCCCCCCACCCGAGUCUGUGUACUCCGGUGCCCAACCCACGGUUGGAACAGAGAUCUUUGUCGGGAAGAUUCCUCGUGACUUGUUUGAAGAUGAGCUGGUUCCUCUUUUUGAGAAGGCUGGACCUAUCUGGGACCUCAGGCUGAUGAUGGACCCUCUGAGUGGCCUGAACAGGGGCUACGCCUUUGUUACAUUCUGCACUAAAGAAGCAGCCCAGGAGGCAGUGAAGUUGUGUAAUAAUCAUGAGAUUCGCCCUGGCAAGCACAUUGGAGUGUGUAUAUCAGUCGCCAACAACAGGCUAUUUGUUGGCUCCAUUCCCAAGAGUAAAACAAAGGAGCAGAUUGUUGAAGAGUUCGCUAAAGUCACAGAGGGUCUCAGUGACGUCAUACUCUACCAUCAACCAGAUGACAAAAAGAAGAACAGAGGCUUCUGCUUCCUGGAGUAUGAAGACCACAAAACGGCAGCUCAGGCCCGACGCCGGUUAAUGAGUGGCAAAGUGAAAGUUUGGAGCAAUGUGACGGUGACAGUGGAGUGGGCAGAUCCCAUCGAAGACCCCGAUCCGGAGGUCAUGGCCAAGGUCAAGGUUUUAUUUGUGCGAAAUCUUGCUAAUGGCGUCACAGAGGAAAUCCUGGAGAAGGCGUUCAGUGAGUUCGGGAAACUGGAACGAGUGAAAAAGUUGAAAGACUACGCUUUCAUUCACUUUGAAGAGAGAGACGGUGCAGUGAAGGCCUUGGAAGAAAUGAAUGGAAAGGAGCUGGAGGGAGAGGCCAUUGAGAUUGUGUUUGCAAAGCCACCAGAUCAGAAGAGGAAGGAGCGCAAGGCCCAGAGACAGGCAGCCAAAACGCAGAUGUAUGAUGACUAUUACUACUACCCUCCUCCUCCUCACAUGCCUCCUCCUGUCCGUGGGCGGGGCAGAGGCGGUAACCGUGGCGGCUACGCCUACCCCCCUGACUACUACGGCUACGACGAGUACUACGACUACUACGGCUAUGACUAUCACAACUACCGCGGCGGCUACGACGACCCCUACUAUGGGUACGACGACUUCCAGUCACCUGGCCGAGGGCGCGGCGGCAGCAGGGGCGCCCGGGGUGGAGCCUCCCCGGCUAGAGGACGUGGCGGCACCGGGGCACCCAGGGGCAGGGCCGGCUUCUCCCAGCGCGGCGGGCCCGGACCAGGCCGUGGCGGGCGGGGCGCAAGAGGAGGCGUGCAGCCGAGAGGGCGAGGAGGGGUACGUGGUGCGCGGGGUGGCCGCGGUGGAAAUGUAGGAGGAAAGCGCAAAGCUGACGGGUACAACCAGCCAGAUUCCAAGCGUCGCCAGACCAAUAAUCAGAACUGGGGCUCUCAACCCAUUGCUCAGCAACCGCUCCAAGGUGGUGAUCAUUCUGCAGGGAAAAGGGGUCGAGGCCGGUCCUGAUGUGUCGCUAUGAAGACUGACCAGUGUUUGGCGUUGACACUGCAGGCCGCCAGUGGAUGGAAUGGUAAGGUCACCUGACUCAGUGGUCCAAUGGUAUUCCACAUCUCCUGAAACUGCCACGUUUGAAGAUAAUCAGAAGAGCGAUUUUUUUAUUUUUUUUUUUUCUUUAAAGUAUGAAAGCCUCCCCUUCCCCCUCCCCUCCCUCACCCGCCCCAGACAGACCCACCAUACGAGACUUACCAAGUAAGAAUUAAUGGUGGACAUCUUCUGGAAAAGUCGUAGCACUUUUGUUUUUGUUCACUCGGAGCUGUGAUGUUCAAUUUGGUUGUUGAAUGACAUCUGUAACAGACUAGAAGAGAUGGUCUCUGAUUAUCGGAGAGGAUCGGCGUGCAGCGUUCAGGUGCGAUCCACCGCCGCUGAAGCUCGACCAUUCCAGGAAAACGGUUCCUUAAGAACCGCCAAUGGUCUAACUACCUCAGUUUAUGAGGUUUUUACCUGCUAUCUCCUUUUUUUUACUUGAGGAACCCAAACCUUCCACCUCAGAGGUAAACGAACAGCAGCAGCAGCAGUGGAGUUGUAGUUCUCAGCUGAAGGGUUGGUGUGGAUGGAAUGAAGUGGGUUUGGGGGCUAGUUUUACCCACAAUCCACAGCAGGUGGAAGACGCAGCAGAACACAUUUAACACACCUGGAAAAUCCAAUACCAAAAAAACACCUAUUGAAGCAGAGAACGCAGUUAAGUUCAGGUUCCACAUACAGACCAAUGUGAUUUAAGUCAAAUAACAUAAAAUAACCAUAAUAACAUUAUAAUAAUCUAUAAAUCCAAAUUUUUUUGUUCUUUCAGUGUGAAAGUUCAGUUACUUUUUGGCCCACCAAAGGGUCCAGUAUUUAUGAAAUGAAAAAAAUUACAGUGAAGAUAUUAACAGUGAAUGGUGUUAAUACCUUUUUAGUCCAGGUUCCACAUUCAGACCAAUAUGAUCUAAACUAAAAUACUUGCAUAUUAACCUAUAAAUAACGAUAACCCCAAAUGUUUCUAUAGUGUAAAUAAUUAUAAUUGCAUUAUGUAAUUAUGGACGUUUUCUUACUAUAAUAUUGCUUUUUUCACAUUAAACCAAGGAGAAACUAAGGAUGUGUCAUUAUUUAUAGCUUAUGUUGUUAUUUUACUUGAAAUCCCAUUAAGUUGUAUAUGGAACCUGAACAUCCUUAACUAUAAAUAAUUUCAGUAUAACUUUUGCACUUCUGAAAUUUAUCCCACGGGGGCAGGUUGGACCAUUUGGUGAGCCAGUUUUGGCCCAUGGGCCAUAUGUUUGACACCCCUGUACUCAAGUAUUUACAUUGAUUAAAAAGGCUGAGCAGAGACGUAACUGUAGGGAUUUGGAUCAUAUUCUGGGUGUUUUAAAGAAGACGCAAUUCCCCUUUAACAUCAGCUAAUUAAAAUUUGAUAAAUUGUGUACAUUAACACAGACUGUUAUUUGUAUCUCAAAUUAUUUCUAAAAAAUAUGGAAAUGUCAAAGAGAUAACUGAUAAAACCCAUACAUUGUCUGUUGUUGGGAGUUGGCGCUGAUUUAUUUUUAAAAGAUUAGAUAUUAAAAAAAAUAUAGAAAAACUCAUUUAUCCCAGUAUAAAACUAUAUUGUGACAUUAGUCAUUACACCUGAAUUCAACGUGUCCGCACACUUUUGUCCACAUAUUGAACCUGUUCAGUCCGUUUCCCUUAAACCUGAACCAUACUCACCUCCAUCUAACAUCAGACUCCUCCCAUAGACGGAUAAGCCCCUCCCUCAGCCCCAUGUUAAACUACCCACACCGACCCUUAGACGUGGCGUAGGCGCGUUCCCAAAAUGAGCCUGAACAAGCCUGGGCGUCAUGGCGAUGGACUGUACCGGAGGUUGUUUUUGUACUGUUUUUGUGGCUUUUCUUUGAGGGGCUGUGGUCCUUGUCGGUCUUCCACGGUGGACCAUGUGUCCCAUCAGUGUACGCAUGUCCUGUUUGUGUUUGCUCAUGAAUGACCAUAGACGUCCACAGAAGCUGCCUUUCAUUUUUAAAACC